Ficedula albicollis (Collared flycatcher) is the source of this 5346-nucleotide messenger RNA. It is a transcript of the gene CEP95, whose product is annotated as centrosomal protein 95. Lineage: Eukaryota; Metazoa; Chordata; Aves; Passeriformes; Muscicapidae. The coding region runs from base 1176 to 3989 and encodes 937 amino acids. The record is from RefSeq and is a predicted model, not a curated record. The transcript has 22 exons. Gene Ontology annotation, cellular component: centrosome; spindle pole.
CUAAGCAGCAGAGAUUUUGGAAAAAUAUAAAACCUAAAACCCAAGGCAUUGUCAUCAAAAGCAACACCUAAGUCAGGCUUAUUUUGUUUAUGAAUAGCCACAGCUGUUUGACCUUCAGCAAUUUGGAAUUCCACCUUGCUCAAUCAUUUUUUGUUGUAAUAAUUUUUUGCUAUCAAUAGCACUCCAACUUGACUUGUUUUCUUAAUACUAUCCAUCCCAGCAAAUUUCUAAUAGAGAAAUCUCCCCAGUUUUUUUUUCAGUAUAGACUUACUUAUUAUGGCUUCUGAAAGAUUUUUGUCCACAAACACCCCUAUCUCCACUUUCUGAACCUAGAGGCUUCCUGUUCCUGAUGAGUCUGAAAAAGAUUUUGCAAAGGCUGUAAAAAAAACAAAUUAUCUUUCCUUGUUCUAUUGCAUUUAUCUUAACACAGCUUAAUUUUUUUGUUUGUGUACAACUUCGUGACUCCUGUCACAGUGCUGUUUAAUCUUUCUAAGAUUUUAAAGAAUUGAAAAGACUAAACAAAAACCCAGUCCCUGCCUUGUCUACACGCAGUUAAGUCUGCAAAGAACUCCUUUCAACUUCCUUUGUAAAAAAACUUCCUCAUUUUUCUGUUCCACCCUCCUAAUUUAAACAUCAUUGAUUUUCCCGUGUUCUCUUAAUUACCAAUUAAGCUAAUACGUGGAAACAAACCAGCACAGCUUUGCAGAGCUGUAGCUGUGUAAGUAGCAAACUAAAAUCCAUAUUUAGUUUAGUUUCGAUAGCAGUGAUCUGUGUUUGCUUACACACAACAAAAGCUCCUUUGUGUUCCUAAGGUGGUGUGUGCACUUGGGUUUGGAUCUACCAAUGACAUCCGUGAGCUGCUGGAGCUCACACCACUGAGGUUUAAUUGCUGCCAGUCAUUGUUCUUACGGUCAAAAUUGGGACCUCAGCUGCUUCUGUCGUGCUCAACGAGUUUAAUGAUAAAGGGCACCAUUUUUUCUUUUAAGAUGGAAAACUCAGAAUUACUGAGGAGCGUGGACUACUGUUGCUCAGAAACGAAAAUAAUAGACUUUCACCGUCCAACCUGUCCAAAAAACUGCUUGCUAGCAGCUAAUACAGUUAGUGCAGCUAAUACAGUAAGCUUCAUUUCUAAAUCCUAUUUUUAAUAAAGGUUUUAGUUCUCCUUUCAUGCAGAAAUGCCUUCGGGUUACCUUGUCAAACCUGUAUCGUGGCAAUUAAUACCAACAACGGCUAAUGGACGUACCGGCCGACAAACGUCCCGGGCCAGCCUACAAGGUCAAGCGCUAGAACUUUCUGCCGCUCCACCCCCGCCCCAGGCCGGCCUUUUCCCCACCUAUUUUACCGAGAAGUCGCCAACAACCACCUCCCGUUCAGAUUGGGUUGAUGUUGCCAAUGAUCUUUUAAGGAGCUGUCACAUAAACCUGCACAUAAAACACCUCUCAGAAUGUAGUGCUGAUGUGUUUGUUCAUCUUUAUGAGUCAAUCUUAGGUGAAAAAGUACCAGAUUUCAUUGCUACUCCCAGAAGUCAAGAGGAUGAUGCACAUAAUGUACAAGCAGUAAUAGAUUCCCUGGCAUUGGAUUAUUUGCAGGUCAGCUUGUCUCACAUCACGGGUGAGAAUAUUGUGAAAGGAGACAGGGAAUCUAUCAAAAACCUCCUGGAAAUAUUUGAUGGUUUGUUAGAGUAUCUGAGAGAAGUCAGUGAAUCUUCUUCUCAGACUGGAGCUGAGAUAAAUGUGCUGUCCAGUGAUGAAAUUCAAAUUGCAUCUCAAGAGCAGCUGGAAAGCACUGCUAGUCCACUUACAGAACAUCCACUACUCUCAUCAGCUGAAAGGUUCCAGUCAGAAUAUUUUAUUCUAACUUGUGAUACAGAUGGCUCAGAAUCGACCAGUGAAUUAAUUAAACUUGGAGAUACUGCUUAUUCAUUUUCCAAGAGAGGGGAAGAACUUCAGAUGCCUGGACGGUGUCUAGUAGAAAAGGACACCGGGGUAGAAGAAUCUGAAAGCUCAGAGGCUCUUGCAGCAUUUCCCCAACAGUUCUCAGAAAGUGAAAGGAGGGGGAUUGUAAAGAAAAGGGAAGAUGGAGGGAUGGAGUCUGUUCAUGCUGCUGAACCCCACAAAGGGAGUCAGAGUGCCAGUGCUACAAAACUGGGGGAGCCCAUCCAGCAGGCAAUUCCUCUGCUGCCCCCGUUCCAGCCCUCGGAUCCGGGAUGGAGAGAUUACCACAGCUCAGACAGGCAGGCAGCCGCUCUGGCUCGCAGUCAAGCAGUGAACAUUCCUACUAUUGAAAAGUCACUUACCCAAAAAUCUGAUGAUGUUUCUGAUGGUCUUCCUCUCUCAAGAAAGAUUCCUGUAGGCCCAGUGCCAUUAACUCACACUUACCUGUCAUCUGCUUCUGCAGUGGGAAAAAUGCUGGGAGAUGAUGCUGAGGACAAUAUGACAAAGGUGCCUCUGGUAUGUGAGUCUGCUGUAUCUGCCUCCUCUUCUAAGGAAAAGCUCUCCCUACGUGCUGAACAAGUAACACAAAUCCCAAGACCUGAAUCUCAACACCGGCCUAGAAUAAGCAAAUAUGAAAAUUCCUCUGAAGGUUCACUUUCCCACAGAACAACAAAGGAGAAGGUUCCUCAGCAAGAGUUUCACGAAGCAUCAGAAAAUCUGUCUCGCAGGCUAAAUGAACUAGAUUUAAUGCUGAAGAGAGCUUUGGGUGAACACACAAGAGAAGAGGAGCUGACAGAUGAGGACAGCCUGUCCCAGCACAGUGACAGUGUCAUGGACUACGGCCGAAGCACAGCUGGGAGAGAUACAUCAAGUCCAAGCAACCCAGGCAGGCCACGAUCCCUCUCUCCAGCCUCACCCUCAUCUCAGCACCAGCAACAGAAACUGCGGAGUAUUGGAACAGGCCAGAUAAAGACAAUACGCAGCCAUGUGCAGGAAGAGAGGGAUGAAAGAACAAGAAAAGCAAAGCUGGUCACUGAUGCUUAUGAAAAUGAGCUAAGAAUUUUUGAAGCAAGGGAGAAGCGUAGAAUUUCCAAGCUCAGGGAAGCUGCCAAGGAAGUGGAACAAGAGUACAAAGAAAACGUCUUUCAAGAACAUCCAAAAGUGUCUCGGCCAGUGAAAGUUUAUUCUAGAAAAACCACACCUCAGUAUUCCAAAUACAGCCAGUGGAUUCCAAAACGAGGGAUCAUGAAGCCAAAGCAAGCAGCUCCAAUGACAAUAAGAGACAAUGACCUCCUCUUGCAGCUCCUGGAGGAGUUUCCCCACCUGCACAUUUCCUCCCGUACUCUGAAUAAAAUGUGGCAGCAGCAGCUUGCACAGACUCUGCACCUCAAGGCACCUUCUGCCAGACCCAGACCAAAGCUCCAGAAUGAAGUUGAACAAGCCUUGAAGAAACAGGAGCUGCUUGCUGCAAUUAUUAAGAGAGAUCAAGAUCACAGCAAGAGACUGCAAGAAAUCAAGCAGCGCAUCUACCGGCAGAGAUGGGCUCAGAACAAGGUGACAGAGAAGAAGCAGCAGGUGGCCCGGGCCAGGAAAUACUACGAGGAUUACAGGGUCCAGCUCCGGGCCAAGCUGCUGCGCGCGAGGACACGGGAGGAGAAGAUAUUUAAAAACUUAUUUGAAGAAGGUUUAGAAAUUCAGAAGCAAAGACUGAGGGAACUGAGAGUUUAUGCUCAAGAGAAGCGCGAUGAGCAACGGCGAGAGCACCAGACUGAGCUGGAAUCUCUGGAGAACUACUACAAAGAUCAGUUUUCCAUGCUAGCAGAAGUUAUAGCUCAAGAAUUCCAAGAAAUCCAAACCAGAGAGAAAGCACAAGCACAAAUGCUACAGAAAACAAAAAGAGAACUGAGAUCAAAGAUGGAAAAGGAAAUACAGCAACUGCAAGCAGCAAUCAUGCACAGUGAUGACGACACCUUUUUUCAAGAACUAGAAGCAGACAGACUGAGAUCCAGACUUCAGAUGGCUUCUUUCCAGUACAGCCAAAGCCACUUCUUCUAAGACUUGGGUAAAUGUCACUGCAAUCCUCCCUGGCUAAGAUGAUCAGAGUCUUCGAGAGCUGCUAUAAUGGGAAGAUGGUGUGAGGCUGUUUUUCUCUCUAAAAUAUCUGUUCUGUCAUUUUGACCUGUCGGGGGCAUAGCUGCUGGGAUCUGAGAUCUCCACAGCAUUUUUAAGAUCACCAAUAAAGUUUCUGAACUAUUUUUUACCUUCCUAACAAGGCUGGGGUAAUGUUGGACUCUACCCAGAGGAUGUUGGGAUGAAGUCAAGAGUGCUUUAGUGAAGUUUUCCUGGUGGAACAGUUGGAUGCUGAGGCUCCUCUGCAUCUGUGCUGGGGCUGUUGCUGCUAAGCCAAUCUAACACCAUUUGCCAGAAAUCAUGGAUUGGAAAGGUCACAAAGCACAAAAAGAUCUUUAAAAGAACAUCAGAGGUUCAGGUUUCCUACAAAAGGUCAAGUUAGAGAAUGCCUGCAAUAAACCUUCAGGUUUAUAAAUAACUGGGAAUUUAAAUACAUUAAGCAAGGGAAGACUACUACUUGUGUUUGCAGUGUUGGUGUUGCUGGCUUGAUAAAAUAUAAAGGCAUAUAAAAUACUCUUUCUACACUACAAAUGCACUGGGCAAAGUAAUUUGAAAUAGAAAACAAUGCAGAUUCUUCUAAAGCUGUACAUGAUAAGCUUCUGCAAGAGAUGGACCCUGGGAAGGAGCUGUGGGCAGCAUUCCUAAUCUUCCACAAUGCCACACUCACAGGUUACUCCAUCUUCACACUGACAGAAUGAGAAUUAAAGAAUUAUUAAAUAUUUCACCAGUAGCUUUUACCUUACUUCAGGUUCUAGGGUCUGCUUCCAGGCAGAGCAGGAGCUGACAGCAGGCACUGCACCUACUUAGCAAAUUCCAGUGCUAUAAACAGUGCAGAACCCAGCAGGAAAUCCAGGUUUCACCUGCCAAACACUGUGGAGGUGCCAACACAGAGGGAUGAGGACUUAAACUGAGAACAAUUACAUAAAACCAAGUUGAUAGUAAUGAAGUCCAUUACUAAUACAGUCUCCUCUGCCUGACAAAAGUGCAACUCUUAGUUUAUCUUGAUAGUAGAAGAGUUCUUGCUUAAAAUUGCUGUGUGAGAAGUGAUAUAGGAAUACUGGAUUUAAUUGCACUGUACAUACAAUAUUUAAAGGUUGCCGUUAGGGGACUCUGAUGGCCCUGCCAACACACAGAGAAUGCACACUCAUGCACUGAAAAAAAGAGAUAAACAGGAAAAAACAGCCCAUGAUAUAUGAAGGAGCUUCUUUUACAGAUUAAACAAACCAGCCAGCUGUUACAACAUAAGAUACCUCACUGCAAAAAUACAGACCCAAAAACCACA